Molecule: messenger RNA, 2193 nt
Organism: Ricinus communis (castor bean)
Lineage: Eukaryota; Viridiplantae; Streptophyta; Magnoliopsida; Malpighiales; Euphorbiaceae
Product: putative F-box/FBD/LRR-repeat protein At4g03220
Exons: 3
Coding region: 426-1979 (517 amino acids)
Molecular function (GO): protein binding
Source: RefSeq, a predicted model, not a curated record
UCAAGCUGCAAAGCUUUUUCUUUUCCGUAUUGGUCUCUUUUUCUUUUUUCUUUUGAUUUUGUUAAUGAAAUAAUUUCCUUAAAAACAUUAUUUGUAAAACAAAUAAAUAAAGUUUCUAAUUUGUAUCAUUCUACUAUAACACACUAUUUGUUUGUUGUGGAAAUCUUUACAUACAAAAGUUUAUUUUAAAAUUUCAUAUUAUUGAUUUUUCUUUUUUGGUAAAAUGAAGAGGGCAAGAGCAUAUUAUUGAUUAUCAAACGUGAAAAAAGCCUGAAACUAACUCAAACGCUCUUCUCGUUCAUAUCUUACCUUUCAUUCUGUUGAAACAUUCAAACCCUUAAUCUAAACAUUCUCACACACAACACAACACAUCCAAUUCAUCCUACAACGCAUCCGAAAGCAACACAAACCAAUCAACUAUUCUAAUGGAAACAAGAUCUGCUAAGCGAAGGAAACUUCCGUUUGCAGAAAGUUGUGAUCAAGGAGGUGACCCCCCUGCCGGCAUCGACCGCAUCAGUGAUCUUCCUGACCCUAUUCUCCAUCACAUCCUCUUCCUCCUUUCUGUCAAAUCCAUUGCAAGAACCAGCACCUUAUCGAAAAGAUGGAGAUCUGUGUGGUACUCGUUUCCUGACCUCGACUUUACCACUAUCAGCACCGCUAAUACUCUUGCAAAUAUCUCUCAAACAAAUUUUCUCAACACGAAAAGACCACCGCCGCAUUCUUUGUCAAUGGACUUCAUUUCUCAGGUAUUGGCUCUCCGCGACAAGCAUUCUGAUCUAAGAACCCUUCGUUUUCGUGCUCGCUCGAGCUUUUCAUGUCUCAAUGGUUUGAUACGCAGUGCAAUUAGACAUAACGUACAAGAACUUGAUGUGGAAGUAGCCACUGAAGAUCACUUCAAUUUCCCUCGCGGGGUUAUAACCAGUAAAACUUUACGAGUUCUGAAAUUAAAAUCUAUGUAUCCUGGCUUCAGAUUGCUUCCUUCUUCGGUAAUGACUGAUGGGUUUCGAUCACUGCAAGUGUUGUCGCUUUCUCUUGUCAUUUUAUACGAUCAGUCCUCACUGUUGGAUUUGUUUACAGAAUCAUCAUUCCCUCGUCUCAAGAAAUUGAAUCUAGAUGCUUGUUUUGGAUUGAAGCAUCUCAAGAUUAGUUGUCGAGGGCUCGAAGAUUUAACCCUUGAGAAUUGCUUUCAGCUCCAUGGCUUGGAGAUUUGUUGUGGAAAACUGGAUAAAUUGAGAGUUGCUAGCUGUUUUGAUGCGUAUUAUGAGAAAAGUUGGGUUAAGAUUAAUUCACCAAACCUUAGAAUUGUGUUUUGGGAGUGUAAUGCAAUUACUGGUACAAGUUCUCUUGAGAACCUAACCUCUUUGCGUGAAGCUUCUGUUGGUUUUUUUCUACUUCAUGAAGACGUAAGUGCUGAGAAACUUCAAAGUGUGUGGGAUCUUUUAUCUGGGCUCUCUAAUGCUUAUAGUUUGACCCUUGAAAGCGAAUGUGUUGAGAUUUUAUCGAACAAGAAUAACUUCUCACAUGUUCUCUAUCCAUUUAGCAAUCUUAAAAUCUUGAAGUUGGAAACUGGUUUCAACAAAAGUAAUGUACCCGGAUUGGCCUCUUUGUUCAGAAGCUCUCCCGCAUUGCAUACUCUUGUUCUCAAGAUUAUCAACGAUUGCAAGAUUGAAAGGAGACAAUGGAAUAGAGACUUGUGGGAUAUGUCUACCACAAAGGAAGAGCAAUUCUGGGAAUCUCAGAUCCAUACAUUGAAGCCUUUCCUAAGCCAUCUCAAGGUGGUGAAAAUUCAUGGAUUUUUAGAAUGUGAGAAUGAAGUUAGUUUGGCAAAGUUUUUGCUCAAGCAUGGCAAGUGCUUGCAAGAAAUGACUCUUUGCACAGCACGUUGCAAUUACAGAGAUUCUCUUCGACGACAAAAAGUUAGGUCUCAAAUGAUGGGAUUCUCUUGGGCUUCUUCUAAUGCUAAAGUUGCAUUUCAAUGAUUCUGUUUUCUUUUUUUUUCUUCUUCUUUUUUUAGUGUAAGUCUACAUCUUUAGUUGCUGAUGGUAAUGGGUGCUAAUUGGGAUUGAGUAUAGCCAAUGAAGUCAUCUCUAAGGGUACAAGAGUACAAAACCUUGUUGCUGCCAAGAAUUUUGUCAUAAUAAUUAAUUGACAAAGAUGUCUUGGUACUUUUAUUUUCACAAAUUUUAUAUGUAA